Camellia sinensis is the source of this 2209-nucleotide messenger RNA. RefSeq names its product protein NRT1/ PTR FAMILY 5.2. Lineage: Eukaryota; Viridiplantae; Streptophyta; Magnoliopsida; Ericales; Theaceae. The record is from RefSeq and is a predicted model, not a curated record. Gene Ontology annotation, cellular component: membrane. Gene Ontology annotation, biological process: transmembrane transport; dipeptide transport. Gene Ontology annotation, molecular function: dipeptide transmembrane transporter activity; tripeptide transmembrane transporter activity.
CAAACAUUAUAAAAAGUCAAAAGCUAAAGUGACCAUAUGCAUGCACCUAAAGUCCUUGUGUCUGCACUCUCUCUCUCUCUCUCUGUCACUCUCACUCUCUAGCUACCAUGGUGAAGGUAGAGGAAGAGAAAUUAGGUCCUGUGGAAGGGACAGAGGGUUAUGCAAAGAUAGAGGAAGAGAAAGGUGCUGUGAAUGGAAGAGAGGAUUACACACAAGAUGGGACUGUGGAUCUCAAGGGUAGACCUGUCCUCAGAUCAAAAACUGGGAGAUGGACUGCCUGUUCCUUCAUUGUUGGGUAUGAAGUGUUUGAAAGGAUGGCAUAUUAUGGGAUAGCAUCAAACCUAGUGUUGUAUUUGACAAGGAAGCUGCAUGAAGGCACUGUCAAAUCUGCUAACAAUGUCACCAACUGGAUCGGCACUGUUUGGAUGAUGCCUCUUCUCGGUGCCUACAUCGCGGACUCUCAUCUUGGCCGGUUCUGGACUUUCAUCAUUGCCUCUGGGAUUUACCUUCUGGGAAUGUGCUUAUUGACUUUAGCAGUUUCACUGCCAACCCUGAGACCACCAUCAUGCGACAAGAGUGUGAAUGAACUGGACUGCGACAAACGGGCCUCAAACUUCCAAGUGGGCUUUUUCUACUGUGCCCUAUACAUAAUAGCCCUGGGAACAGGCGGUACCAAGCCCAACAUCUCCACCAUGGGCGCAGACCAGUUCGAUGAUUUCGAGCCCAAGGAGAGGGCCCAAAAGCUCUCCUUCUUCAACUGGUGGAUGUUCGGCAUAUUCUUUGGAACCCUCUUCUCCAACACUUUCUUGAUCUAUAUACAGGACAAUGUGGGCUGGGCUGUGGGCUAUAGCCUGCCAACACUGGGCCUUGGAGUGUCCAUAGUGGUGUUCUUGGUGGGCACACCUUAUUAUAGACAUAAAGCCACUUCCGGGAGUCCAUUGACUAGCGUAGCAAGGGUACUAGUGGCUGCAAUGAGGAAGAGGAAAGAGGCUGUCCCAAACGACUCAAAAGAGCUUUAUGAGGUGAGCUUGGAUGAGUAUAACAGCUCUGGUAAGUUCAGAAUUGACCACACCCCCUCAUUAAGACUUCUCGACAAAGCAGCAAUAAAAACAGGACCAAGUUCGCCGUGGAACCUAUGUUCAGUGACCCAAGUUGAAGAAGCCAAGCAAAUGAUCAAAAUGAUUCCAAUCCUGUGUGCAACAUUCAUUCCAAGCACCAUCGUAGCACAGACACACACACUCUUCAUCAAGCAAGGCACCACCCUUAAGAGGCAUAUAGGUCCCCAUUUCGAAAUCCCCCCUGCCUGUCUCAGCGCAUUCGUCACAAUCUUCAUGUUAGUCACCAUCGUCCUCUAUGACCGCUUCUUCGUCCCCACAAUACGAAAAUUCACAAAAAACCCAAGAGGAAUCACAUUGUUGCAGAGGCUUGGGAUCGGCUUAGUCCUUCACACUAUCAUCAUGGUUGUUUCUAGUUUGGCAGAGAUGAAAAGACUUAGCGUCGCAAAAGCACAUGGGAUUACUGGGAAACACGAAAUUGUCCCUCUUAGUGUUUUCAUUCUUUUACCUCAGUUUGCACUCAUGGGGAUCGCGGAUAACUUUGAGAUCGCGAAGCUUGAGUUUUUCUAUGAUCAGGCACCUGAUGGGAUGAAGAGCCUUGGCACUGCUUAUUUUACAACUAGUUUGGGAAUUGGGUAUUUUCUCAGUAGUUUUAUUGUGUCUACUGUGGCUGAUGUUACUAAGAGAAAUGGCCACCAGGGUUGGAUUUUGGACAAUCUCAAUCUCUCGCGUUUGGACUAUUUUUAUGCGUUUUUUGCUGUGCUGAGCUUCCUCAACUUUCUGUUCUUUCUGGUUGUGUCGAAGUUCUUUGUUUAUAAUGCAUACAUGGACAGGGAAGACAGGAGAGAGUUGCAGGAAGCCAUUGUGAGCUCACCGAACUUCUACUCAAAAUAAGAUUUCUUGUGGGUUGGUUUUGAUUCUUGGAAUCAAAUACAAGAUGUUGAGAUACUCGCAUUGUGAUUUGUGAACUUCAUAUUGUUUUCAUACUUGGCAACUAUGUACAGUGUGAAAGCUCUGCUUGCUGGCUGCUGUCGUAAAGAAAUUAUCAAACAUUUAUUGGGCCUGUUUGGAUGUAAGAUUUUUAAGAAUAUACAUGAGAAUUCCAACAAAUAUGCUUCACAAAUGCAUGUUUGACAGGAUUGAAAUUUGAUGGA